CGCCCCGGCAACGCGGCGGCGCCAUGGGUCGAAAAAAGGGAAAAAAGUCGAGUGGCAAAAAGAAAGUUAUCAAAGCUGAACAACUGAGAUUACAGAAAGAAGAAAGGCUGAAAGAGGAAGAGGAAGCCCGAUUUCAAGCUCAGGAAGAAGCAUCAAGACUUGAAAAGGAGAGAAUUGAACGAGAGCAGAUGGAAAAGCUUGAGGCAAAAUAUCAAGAACGAAGGGAAUCUGAACUAGCAGAACUUUGUUCACUGGAACAGAAGUUUUUGUCUGCACAGCAGUGGAAAACGGAUUAUAGAGCAUAUGCGAAGUGGGAGCAAUACCUUAGUUGUGAUGGAAGUCCUGACCCAACUGUACUGCAGGAAAUAAAUACUUUCAUGAGUUUAUGGCGUGAAGAUCAAAAUGAGGACGUUCAACUUGUGAUGGAGAAGGGGGAACAGGUGCUAAAUUUAAUCGAGAAAUUGCAGUUUCUUUUGUUGGACACACCAGCAAAGGAGAUAACAGAAGAAGAAACAGUCCAGUACCAGCAAUCUAUUCUGGAAUUGCAGAAUUUGCUUCAUCAGAAGUACAAUGGAGCUACAGAGCACCUGCUUAAAACACCUAAUAUGUAUGAAGAUUCUGAAACUGGAAAUAUGCAGGCAGUCAUAAAGGAUAAAAAUGUUACUUUCUGUAUUUGGGCCAAUCUGAAGAAGAACAUAAGGUUCAAAAGUCACGUGUUUUGUGAUGCACAGCAUGGAUUUGAUCUUCCAAAGUCACUGGCUGUGAGCAGUGUUGCUGUUCGCAUAUUGCAUACUCAUUAUGAUCACGUAUCUCCACUUUGGCUGCAGUGUCAGAGUGUGCCAAAAUUGGAAGUCUUGGAUAGCAAAGAGUUAACUCGUCAUUCAAAAGGCAAUGUAGAAAUAGAAGAAGAGGAGAAGAAAGCAGAAGAGCCCAGCAGGCCUGCUGAAGGAGAAAUGUGUUCUGAUGGGAGAAAGAGUGCUGUCUCAUUCAAAGAAAACAGCAGUAUCAUAGCUGAUGUAAAUGAGACAGAGGAGGAAAUGGAGAAAAAAUCAGAAAUCUUGGCCAUAUCAUCACAAGUUCAGGAUCCAGUGACGCAGGAUGAGACGAAUGAAAAAGAAGAGGCAAUAACUGAUGAAAACAUUGUUGAUUUGCAGCAGUUUGUGCCAGUGGGUGGUGUGUACCACAUCGAUGCUCUGCAGCUUCCACCUCAGGUCAAACAAAUCAAGGACUGGAGUAUGGUGGAGUUACUCGAGGUUGGAUUGGAGGCGUACCCGUAUCCCCCAGAAGAGGCUGAAGGUGCCACACAUCUGCCAAUACAGAUAACCCUUAGGCUUUCUGAUAACGUGAUGUAUUUUCAGGAUCCUGUGAUAGCCCGAUGGGAUCCUGCAGGCCAACAGUGGAGAACCGAUGACAUCAGCAACAUAACAUAUGGAACACAAGAAAAGAGGAUCACUUUUGAGAUGGGUGCCUUUUAUACAAUAGCACUUCUCCAGGAUGCCCAUCUCAACAUGCCCUAUCAGGCAUGGGAACUGCGACCCAUGGGUGUGGAUGAAGCACAACUUACAAUUACUUCAGUCUUUGCAACAAUUCAGAUACAAAUUAAGGGUAAUCAGUGUAUGUUGUCUUCAGUAGUGGUGGAAGAGAAGGAGGUGCUUUCCCACAUCACAGGAAAAUGGUUAAAUCCAGUUGACCUAAGAGCAGUUUUAAAAAAGGCUGGUGUGAAUAUUUUCCCAGGAGAGUAUUCUCACAAGUACCUCUCUGUGAAAGAGAAGGCUCCCCUAGCAGAAGUUAGGGCCUAUCAACAGAUGGCACUGGUUGCAUCUGCUUUUGCUUUUGCCUGGAGCAAGUGGAAUCAAGAAGCAGGUCAAGAAAAAGUAGUGUUCAAGCUCGGGCAUUUGUGACAUCUCCAGUGGGACACACGUCAGUAACAAAGACACUUGCUAAUCAGCUAGGAUGUAUAACUGAUAAGCCAGCUAUCAAGGCUUUAGCCAAACCUGGGAUGAGAGCUGGAUCCUGAUUUUUGUGAAGUACUCUGCUGUAGGGGUCCUCUGACCUGUAAGUUCUGUAAUUAAUAUUUGGAUAUUUCUUCUUGACCAUAUAGGGUUUCAUUUGUUCCCUACUGUAAAGGGGGGAAUAAGCAACUUGAGCAUUGAUUUGUUUCCAUCUGUGAACUAAAACACAUGUGGUUAAAACCUCUCCCAGACAGACAGAAAAAUACUCCCAAGUUGUGGUUGUAGAUACAGAACAUACCAUACUAUUGAAAUCUUGAGCAGCUCUCCCACUCUGAGUUAAAUGCAUGCAACAUACAAAUAUUUCACCUAAUACUUAAUCCCAGGAGCAAGAACUAAAACAAUGAUGCCUGUUGUACCCAGCUGCUCUCUCCAGAGGAGUCAGGAGCAGCAGGAGGAGUGGCCAGACCUUGCCUUUUGCAGAGGCAAACAGGAUGGAAGAGGUGGUGGUGUUGAUACAGUACCUGGUACAGUCUUAGGUGCAGAGAGCUGGUAUUGUUUUAGGGGUUCAAAGCAGUGCGCCUUGGUUUUGUUUCUGUAUUACACUCAUGAAUACAAUAGAAUUUAGAAUUUUGUACUAGAAUUUGUACUCUGUUGGUAUCCUGGGCUCCCUCUUACACCGCAUUUUUUUUUCUGCAAUAGGUAAGUGAGCAUCUUAAAGCAGAUUCUGACAAAGACUGGUCUCUCUAUAUGUUUAAUGGUCAGAAAGCACAAAAGCUCAAGAUCUCCAAAACCA
Messenger RNA from Tyto alba (common barn owl), 2745 nucleotides. It is a transcript of the gene DNAI7, whose product is annotated as dynein axonemal intermediate chain 7. The record is from RefSeq and is a predicted model, not a curated record. Bases 24 to 1901 code for a protein of 625 amino acids. Gene Ontology annotation, molecular function: microtubule binding; beta-tubulin binding. Lineage: Eukaryota; Metazoa; Chordata; Aves; Strigiformes; Tytonidae. Gene Ontology annotation, cellular component: axoneme. The transcript has 16 exons.